Messenger RNA from Salmo salar (Atlantic salmon), 1522 nucleotides. NCBI's taxonomy places the organism in Eukaryota, Metazoa, Chordata, Actinopteri, Salmoniformes, Salmonidae. The record is from RefSeq and is a predicted model, not a curated record.
AUGACUCUAUAUUCUGUGUUUGAGCUGACUAACCUGUACGGGGCUCAUCCCUUCUACCUGGCCAUGGAGGAGGGAGGGACGGGGACAGCACAUGGAUUCUUCCUGCUCAACAGCAACGCUAUGGACGUGGCCCUCCAGCCGGGCCCUGCCAUCACCUGGCGUACCAUUGGUGGGAUCCUGGACUUCUACGUCUUUCUGGGUCCCGAUCCGGCCUCUGUGAUUGGACAGUAUUUGGAGGUCGUAGGUUACCCCACCAUGCCAGUCUACUGGGCGUUGGGGUACCAUCUCUGUCGCUGGGGUUACGGAAGUAGCAAUGCCACCUGGGACGUCGUCAAGAACAUGAGGAAUUAUGGAAUACCUCAGGAUGUGCAGUGGAAUGAUAUAGACUACAUGGACCGUUCUCUAGACUUCACCUUUGACCCCGCGGUCUUCUCGACCCUGCCUGACAUGGUGAAAGACCUGCACAGCCACGGACAGCGCUAUGUCAUGAUGCUGGACCCAGGUAUCAGCAGUGUCCAGCCAGAAGGAGAGUACUGGCCGUAUGACGAAGGUCUGAGGAGAGGAGUCUUCAUCAACCACACAGAUGGAAGCACACUCAUCGGGAAGGUGUGGCCAGGUCUGACAGCGUUUCCUGAUUUCUCUGAUGAUGUGACCCAUGAGUGGUGGUAUGACAAUCUCAAGAGGUUCCACGACAAAGUUCCCUUCGAUGGACUCUGGAUCGACAUGAACGAGCCAUCUAGCUUCGUGGACGGGUCGACCGUUGGUUGUCCUGACACCGAGCUGGAGAACCCUCCUUACACACCUGGUAUAUUAGGAGGGUUGUUGAGGGCUAAGACUCUGUGUGCCUCUUCUGUCCAGAAGACCUCGUCUCACUACAACAUGCACAGCCUGUAUGGACUUCUAGAAGCUAAGGCCUCGGCAUGUGCCCUGAAGCGUAUGUUGGGGAAGAGAGCGUUUGUGAUCUCUCGCUCCACCUUCCCCAGUCAAGGCCAAUACUCUGGACACUGGCUAGGAGACAACAGGAGUCACUGGAAAGACAUGUACACCUCGAUAGCAGGUAUGUUAACCUUUAACCUCCUGGGUGUUCCCCUGGUGGGGGCGGAUGUCUGUGGCUUCAGUGACCAGACUGAGGAGGAGCUGUGUGUACGCUGGACUCAGCUAGGAGCCUUCUACCCUUUCACACGCAACCACAACUCUAUCGACCAGAAGCCUCAGGACCCUCCAGCGUUCAGCCCUCUAGCCCGUUCAGCCAUGAAACAGUCUCUCCUGCUACGCUACUCUCUCUUCCCUCUGCUCUACACACUGUUCCACCGUGCACACACACACGGACACACUGUCGCUCGCCCUCUGCUGUUCGAGUUCCCCAAGGAUGUGAGAACGUAUGGGAUAGACAGACAGUUCCUAUGGGGGAAGAGUUUGAUGGUGACACCAGUAUUAGAUCCAGGUGUGGACUUUGUUGUGGGCUACUUCCCUCAGGGUCUCUGGUACGACUACUACACGGUAAGAACCCAGCUAUAUAUAU